Messenger RNA from Geosmithia morbida, 1851 nucleotides. RefSeq names its product to vacuolar protein sorting-associated protein vps17. Gene Ontology annotation, biological process: retrograde transport, endosome to Golgi; intracellular protein transport. Gene Ontology annotation, molecular function: phosphatidylinositol-3-phosphate binding. NCBI's taxonomy places the organism in Eukaryota, Fungi, Ascomycota, Sordariomycetes, Hypocreales, Bionectriaceae. The record is from RefSeq and is a predicted model, not a curated record. Gene Ontology annotation, cellular component: retromer complex; endosome; retromer, tubulation complex. The coding region runs from base 1 to 1851 and encodes 616 amino acids. The transcript has 3 exons.
AUGGACUACGGCGCCUCCAUCAACGAGGCAGACGACCCUGCCGCCUCUCCCUGGGGUAACUCGCCCGCCUCUUCUCCCCAGCGUGCCCGCGCGCCGCUCGGGAACUUCAGCGACGACCCUCCUCCCCUGCGAUUCACGCCACAGCCGUCCAACGGCUUCGACGAUGCCCUGGGCAGCCCUCGGGGCUUCCAGAGACCAGGCACCGUCACCACGUCGUCGGAGACAGAGGGAGGAGGGUCGGAGCCUGCCACAGAUACCGCCGCCGUUUCCUCGCGCGAGUCGGAAGCGCCUGGGGAGGGCGACGAUGCCGCCGCAUCGCACGACGCUACCGCGCUCGGUGCUGACAAUCAACGGCCUGCCGCUGCUGCUGCUGCUGCUCCCGCCGUCGCCACUCCCCAGCGGGAGGCCCCCAAGCCUACCAAACCGCAGUAUCGACUGCAGGCCAAGGUCACCGGACUUGAGCGCACUGGGAAGAAGGACCCCAUCAUCCGUUUCGAUGUCUACACAAACCUGCCUCGGUUCCGCACGACGCAAUACCGAGACGUGCGCCGACUACACUCGGAGUUUGUCAAGCUCGCGCAGCAUCUUGUAUCAGCCAAUCCCGAGGCCCUGGUCCCCGCCAUGCCGCCGUCGGUGACGUCGGCCGGCGCCGGGACCGACGAGGACGAGGCUCGCGUCAAGGCCCUCAUCCAGCGCUGGUUCAACUACGUAUGCAGCAACGAGACCCUCAUGAAGGAUGACGAGAUGAUUCUCUUUGUGGAGAGUGACUUUGGCUACAGCCCCCUCGUCAAGAUGAAGCAGCCGGCCACGGGAGUCCGGAGGAAGAUUCUCAAGCAAUUCGCGCCGCCGCCCGAUGACACUCUGGAGCUGGCGGAUGCCCGCCCCACGGUCAAGCUGUUCUAUCUCGGAUCCAUGGAUGCCGGCCACAAGGUGGACAAGCUGGUCAAGGCCCGCAGAGGCCUGGGACUAUCCGAGUCCGAGUUCGGUGUCAAGCUGGGCAGCAUGAGCGUGCAGGAGCCCCACCCGGGACUGGCGAAUGCGUACCGGAAGCUGGGCAAGGCAAUCCAGACCAUGGGCGACUACCACGCGGCGCAGGCGACGGCGGAGGCGACGACGAUCGGCGACCCGUUCCAGCUGCAUUCGGAUGACGCCUUCAUUGUCAAGGAGACCCUGACGAAUCGGCAGAUACUGAUGCGCGAGUUCAUCCAAGCGCAGGAGGCGACGCGCAGCAAGCUCAACGCCGCCGACCGACUGAAGGCCGGGUCGAGCGUGCGGCGCGAAAAGGUGGACGAAGCCAUCACGGCGCUCGACGAGGCCCGUCACCACGAGACGUACCUGCACAACAAGACGACGGCCGUGACGCAGAACCUGGUGCACGAGCGCCGCAAGUGGUUCGCGCGCACGGCGGCCGACCUGCGCAGCAGCAUCCGCGAGCUCGUCCUCCGCGAGAUCGAGGCCGAGCGCCGCACCCUUGCCCUGCUCGAGAACAUCCGCCCGGACAUCCGUGCCAUCGACGCCUCGGGCGGCCUCAGCCGCCUCGGACGCGAGGCCCACCCCACCUCCCGCCGCUCCAACCUCGCCGCCAGCCAGGGCCCCAAGGGCGACGCCUGGAGCGGCGUGCCCCGCCGCUCCGACGCCACCUCCCGAACCACCUCUACCGGAAGCCUGAUCAGCGGCUUCCCCGGUGCCGACCCCGACCAGCUCCAUCCCGAAGGGCAGGACUCGGAUAUCGCCACCGUCCAGCCCGCCUCCUUGACCGGCCCCGCCGCGACUACUUCCCCGGACGACGACGAUGAUGACCGUCUCGACGCCAGGAAUGCUGCUAGCAGAUUGGCCACUAGCACUUUUUGA